This is a messenger RNA of Ananas comosus (pineapple), 3273 nucleotides long. RefSeq names its product mechanosensitive ion channel protein 10-like. Gene Ontology annotation, cellular component: plasma membrane. Gene Ontology annotation, molecular function: mechanosensitive monoatomic ion channel activity; nucleic acid binding; zinc ion binding. The record is from RefSeq and is a predicted model, not a curated record. NCBI's taxonomy places the organism in Eukaryota, Viridiplantae, Streptophyta, Magnoliopsida, Poales, Bromeliaceae. Gene Ontology annotation, biological process: detection of mechanical stimulus; transmembrane transport; monoatomic anion transport.
UUUUUUUUUCAUUGGCCAUGGACGAUGAUGAUACUCACAAAGAGAGGAGCAUUGAGCGAAAGCAAGGCGAAGUCGUCGUCGUAAUCCAAACCGGCGCAGCAGCAGCAGCAGCAGCAAAGUCGGCGCCGACUUCUUCUGCGAAUGUCGAAGGUUUCGAGGAUUCGGCGCCGAAAUCAUUGCCCCCGCGCGUCGGAAACCCCUCCCCGGAGAUCGCCAAGGCGCCGAGCCCUAGAAAGCCCCCACGACCCCCCAAUCCCGAAACCGUAAUCCGCCGCAGAUCCAUCUCCAAGCCCAAAUCCCGCUUCGUCGAGCACCCUCCACACUCCUCCGCGGCGGCGGCGGCCCCGACCCCGAGCUCGACCUCCCCAAACCCUAGGGCACCCCUGGGCACCCCCAAAACGCCGUUCCUCGACGCGGACGACGAGGAAGAGGACGACGAGGAGAUCUACAAGAAGGAGCAGCAUAUCAACGCGAAGGCGAAUCGGCGUCGGCGGUGGAGACUCGGGGCUCUGGUCGAGUGGGCGAUCCUGAUCCUCGCCAUGGGGUGCCUCAUCGCGAGCUUAACCGUGCGCAAGCUCCAGGGAUCCGUGAUCUGGGGCUUGGAGAUUUGGAAAUGGUGCUUGAUGGUCCACCAGAAGCCACCCACGCUCCGCCGCGCCGGCUGCUGGCGGGAGGGGGCUUAUCCAGUGGCUCCAGCGGGCCGGCCUGCUCGGCCGCGGGCCAACGGCCCGGCGGGCUGCCGCUGCUGCGCGGAGCGCAACCCACCCGGGCUGCGGGCCGGCCUGCUGCGCGGAGGUGAGCGCAACGUCCGCACCGGCGAGCUCGGGCCUGGCCCGCUUGAAAUGACUUCCAAGAACAUCAUAGCUGAUCUCACCAGGGGUGAUAAGCUAGAUGGAAAGAAUUAUGAUAUUUGGCACAGGAAAAUGCAAUACCUGCUUAAUGAACAAGGGGUUCUUGAAACUCUAUCUGUCAAAAGAGUCUUGCCUGCCGAAGGCACAGCUUCUGAGCAUGAAAAGGAGAUCUAUAACAAAUGGAUCAAGGAGGAUCGAACUGCUCGGUACACUAUGUUGAGUGCCAUGCAAGACGACCUCAUUGGACAGUUUGAGAUCUUUGAAACUGCCAAGGAUAUGUGGGACAAUUUGAAGAUUACAUUUGGUCAAACUUCAUCUACAAGGCUACGUGCCCUAAAUCUUAAGUUUCUACAGUACAUUAAAGACCCGAAGCAUUCAAUGGCUGAGCACCUUCGUGUGAUGAGCGCCAUGAUUCGGGACCUUAAGACUGCUGGAAAUGAGCUCACUGAUGAGCAACAAGUUCUAGCGGUGAUUCGUUCACUGCCUGAUCCUGAAUGGUCCCAGAUGAAGCUCCUGAUGACGCACAGCGAGAACAUUAAAACGUUUAAUGACAUCUCGCGCCAUCUUGAGCUCGAGGCAGAGCGCUUGGAAGUGAACCGUUCUGUCGCUCUUGUUGCACGCUCCGAGAAACGCAGUGGGAUUGUACCCAAGCGCAAAAAGCGUCACAACAAUGGAGCGCAGAAGAAAUGGAAUCAAGCUCCUCAGGAUGGAGUUGGAAAGCGCCACAGAGGCAAACGUGCUGGCAAUAAGGAUGCUACAAAGCUAAAAUGUUACAAUUGCAAGAAGAAGGGUCAUUUCGUUCGGGAUUGUCCUGAGCCGAAAAAGGUAAUAUUGCUCGCGAAAACCCUCGGCAUGAAGAUAUUAGCUUCUUCUUUCCACAUGACCAAGUUUUUCGAUCGGAUCCAAGAGUCAAUUUUCCAUCAGUACGUGUUGCAGGCGCUCUCCGGGCUGCCGUUGAUGGAGAUGGCGGAGAAGGUAGGGAGAGAGAAGAGCACAGGGCAGUUAAGCUUUCGGAGCACCGGGAAGGGGAAGGCUAAAGGAGGGGAAGAACAAGCGGUGAUUGAUGUCGGGAAGCUUCAUAAGAUGGAUCAGGAGAAGGUCUCGGCUUGGACAAUGAAGGGACUAAUAAAUGUGAUCAGGACUUCAGGGCUCACUACAAUCUCGAACACAAUCGAAAACUUCGACGAGGAAGGCUGGGAACAGAAGGAUAGGGAGAUUAAUAGUGAGUGGGAAGCGAAGGCCGCGGCUUACCGGAUUUUUAAAAAUGUCGCCAAGCCUGAUCACAAGUACAUAGAUGAAGAGGAUCUUAUGAGAUUUUUGAGCAAGGAGGAAGUGGAAUCCGUGCUCCCGAUGUUUGAAGGAGCUGCUGAGACAAGAAAGAUCAAGAAGUCAGCAUUGAAGAACUGGGUGGUGAAGGCCUACCUCGAUCGGAAGUCCCUUGCACAUUCCCUAAACGAUACUAAAACCGCAGUCCGACAACUGCACAAGCUAACGACCAUCAUUGUUGUUAUUGUGAUUAUAAUUGUUAUGCUUCUUAUGAUGGGCAUUGUUAUCGUCGUCAUUUCGUCCCAGCUUUUGGUGGUUGUUUUCAUGUUCGGAAACACAUGCAAGACUACAUUUGAAGCCAUCAUUUUCGUCUUCAUUAUGCACCCUUUCGAUGUCGGCGAUCGUUGCGUCGUCGAUGGAGUACAGAUGACUGUGGAAGAAAUGAACAUUCUAACGACCGUUUUUCUGAGAUACGACAACGAGAAGAUAUAUUAUCCGAAUGCUGUCUUGUCGACGAAACCAAUCAGCAACUUCUACCGGAGCCCGAAUAUGGGCGAUUCCGUUGGAUUCGCCGUCGACAUUUCGACUUCUGUGGAAAGCAUUGCGACUCUGAAAUCCAAAAUAAAAGCUUAUAUCGAGAGUAAGCCCACCCAUUGGCAGCCGAACCACAGCAUAGUGGUGAAGGACAUUGUGAAUGUGAACAAGAUGAACAUGGCUUUGUAUGUUCAGCACACCAUCAACUUCCAAAACAUCAGCGAGAAGAACGGCAGGCGAUCGGAGCUCGUCCUCGAGCUCAAGAAGAUCUUCGAAGAGCUCUCGAUCCAAUAUCACCUCCUGCCCCACCAAGUUCAGCUUAGCUACGUCGGCUCCAACCCGCUACCGUUAGCGAUCAGUCAAGCCAUUUAGGCUCGUUCGAAGUCUUUGUCCGGUCGAUGAUUCUGCGUCGACUUUUGUUUACUUAAGCAAGUUUAGCGGGAUAUUGCUGUAAAAUUGAGCCUCCCCAUUGAUGUUUAGCGCGGUAGUGGUUGGGGAACUUGAGACGGUCACAUACACCGGCGGAAAAUGCUUGGAUGAGGAGCUCCUCAUUCCAGCUUACUGGACAUCUUUUAAAUUUGCUGAUUAAUCCAGUAUUAAGGAUCGGGGGUUAAAACUUUUA